CCGGAAUCCAGGAGCAGGCUCAGCUCGGAAGAGACCGGUGCAUUCUGGGCCCAGAGGUAAAAGGGUGGUGGGGGUGACCUGGGGAGCCGCCACCGUGCAUCUGCCUUUGGUGCUUGCCCCUGCAGGGAGUGCUCGGUGCCCCCUCCCUAUGCCACCCCCGUGAUGCCCCUGUCCCGCUGGCUGAGAUCUGUGGGGGUCUUCUUGCUGCCAGCCCCCUGCUGGGCGCCCCGGGAGAGGUGGCUGGGUCCCCUACAGCGGCCCUCCCUGGUGCACGGGUGCCCAGUCCUGGGGGCCUGGCACAGUGCCCGCUGCUGGUGCCAAGCGUGGACAGAGGAGCCUCGAGCACUUUACUCCUCCCUCAGAAUGAAUGGAGACCAGAAAUUGGACCCUUAUGCCCAAGCAAAGCAGGAUUUCAUCCAGCAUUUCUCCCAGAUUGUCAAGGUGCUGACCGAGGAUGGCGUGGGCCACCCGGAGACGGGAGACGCCAUUGCCCGGCUCAAGGAGGUCUUGGAGUACAAUGCGAUUGGAGGCAAGUACCAGCGGGGUUUGACUGUGCUGAUAGCAUUUCAGGAGCUGGUAGAGCCAAGGAAGCAGGAUGCCGAUAGUCUCCGGCGGGCCCUGACUGUGGGCUGGUGUGUGGAACUGCUGCAGGCUUUCUUGCUGGUGUCCGACGACAUCAUGGACUCGUCCCUCACCCGACGGGGGCAGAUCUGCUGGUAUCAGAAGCCAGGCAUAGGUUUGGAUGCCGUCAAUGACGCUUUGCUUCUGGAAGCCUGCAUCUACCGCCUGCUGAAGCUCUGCUGUCGGGAGCAGCCCUAUUACCUGAGCCUGAUUGAGCUUUUCCUGCAGAGUUCCUAUCAGACCGAGAUCGGACAGACCCUGGACCUCAUCACAGCCCCCCAGGGCAAUGUGGAUCUUGGCAGAUUCACUGAAAAGAGGUACAAAUCUAUUGUCAAGUACAAGACAGCUUUCUACUCGUUCUAUCUUCCUGUGGCGGCUGCCAUGUACAUGGCGGGCAUCAGUGGGGAGAAGGAGCAUGCCAAUGCCAAGAAGAUCCUGCUGGAGAUGGGGGAGUUCUUUCAGAUUCAGGACGAUUACCUCGACCUCUUUGGGGACCCCAGUGUGACAGGCAAGAUUGGCACAGACAUCCAGGACAACAAAUGCAGCUGGCUGGUGGUUCAGUGUCUGCAGCGGGCUUCUCCGGAACAGCGUCAGCUCCUUCAGGAGAAUUACGGGCAGAAGGAGGCGGAGAAGGUGGCCCGGGUGAAGGCGCUGUACGAGGAGCUGGACCUGCCCGCCGUGUUCACGCAGUAUGAGGAGGACAGCUACCGCCACCUCAUGGGCCUCAUUGAGCAGUGCGCCUCGCCCCUGCCCCCCGCCAUCUUCCUGGCGCUGGCGCACAAGAUCUACAAGAGGAAAAAGUGACCUGGAGACUGCGUGGGCGGGGAGGGGGGCCUCUCAAUAAAUUGUCGAAGCUU
This is a messenger RNA of Neomonachus schauinslandi (Hawaiian monk seal), 1478 nucleotides long. It is a transcript of the gene FDPS, whose product is annotated as farnesyl diphosphate synthase. The record is from RefSeq and is a predicted model, not a curated record. Gene Ontology annotation, molecular function: dimethylallyltranstransferase activity; (2E,6E)-farnesyl diphosphate synthase activity. Bases 163 to 1425 code for a protein of 420 amino acids. Gene Ontology annotation, biological process: trans, trans-farnesyl diphosphate biosynthetic process. Gene Ontology annotation, cellular component: cytoplasm. NCBI's taxonomy places the organism in Eukaryota, Metazoa, Chordata, Mammalia, Carnivora, Phocidae. The transcript is spliced from 11 exons.